AAAAAUCCCCACCCCUGUCGCUGUCGCAUUUCGCUGCCCCCGCCCGCGCCGAUCCCCAAAUCCUUGCGCCGCCGCUCGCCGGGGUUCCGGGUCCGGCCAAGCAGGCAGCAUGGCGGAGGCGGUGCUGAUGGACGAGCUCGUCGAGGAGAUCCUCCUCCGCCUGCCGCCGGACGACCCCGCGAGCCUCGUCCGCGCCGCCACCGUGUGCAGGCGGUGGUGCCGCAUCGUCUCCGCUCCAGGCUUCCGCCGCGGCUUCGCCGAGCGCCACCGCGCGGCCCCCAAGCUCGGCUUCUUCGCCAACCUCAGCGACGACGGCGACCAAGUCGCCCGCUUCGUCCCCGCCACCCCCUUCCGCCCGCGCCACGCCGACCGCCUCCACCGCCGCGCGCUCGACGCCCGCCACGGCCGCGUCCUCCUCGCCACCACGACCUGGCCAACCAACCUCGAGGUCUGGGACCCCGUCACGGACGAGCUGCGGGAGCUUCCCCGCCCCGCCCCGCCCUACCCACUUUUCAGCUGGAACGCGGCGGUGCUCUGCGCCGCCCACGGCAAGUGCGACCACCUCGACUGCCGCCGCGGGCCCUUCCUCGUCGUCCUCCUCGACAACCUCGGCCCUGAGGAUAUUCACGUCUACGUCUACUCAUCGGAGGUUGGCACCUGGAGCGGCCCGACCUAUGGCCCUCCCUCCCCAAGAUAUGGGGGCGAGAUGGUUCCUCCUGCCCUUGUGGGGAAUGCGCUCUACUUCCUGAUUGUGCGUUCAACAGCAUUCUAGAGUACGAUUUGGCCGAGCGAAGCGUGUCUGUGCUUCACCUGCCUCCUGAUUUCGUUUCCGACUUUGCGGUGCUCACGACCUCGGAGGAUGGCGUGCUGGGAUUCGCAAGGGUGGAGAACUCCAGACUCUGGCUCUGGUCAAUCGAGACAGGUCCUGAGGGGGAUGCUGUAUUGGCGCCAAAAGGAUCCAUUGAGCUCCUGACACUGCUCCAAGUUGAUGCUGAUGCCAUCGUAAAUGAUUAUGUUGGUUUUGCACAUGGCGUUGGGAUCUUUUUUGUGGGGACGGAUGAUGCUUGGUUCAGUAUUGAUAUAGAGUCUGGAGAGGUGAGGGAGGAGGACUGUGGUGAUGGUCACACCCACGGUGUCGUUCCAUACACGAGCUUCUACAUCCCAGAUUUUCAUAAGUAUGGAUUAGCUCCUCUCUGAACCGAAUAAGUGCUGAGCAAGCAGUAAGUUUUCAUGCUCAAUUUUGGUUGUCUUGAAAUUCCUCCUGCUCAUGAAUCGUAAACAUAUGUUUGGUCUUGUUGGAGCUUUUGCUAAGAUCAGGCUUAUCUGAGUUCCUUGAACGAUAUUAUAUUGGAUAUGUGCUUUACUUUUCCUGAAAAUGACUCUGUAGUUCAGUUUGAGUUGAUAUGAGCAAAAUUGCCAAAGCAGUACUGUGAACCUUUGAUCAAGCAUCUCCGAAACCUUAUGGUUAUAAUGUGCAAAGCUAUCUGAUCUCUGUACUUUUGUAGCAGUCAUUUCAUUGCAGUUAUUACCACAUGUUUAUUUAGUCAUAUGAAAAUAUGAAUCAGUGAAUCUAUGAAAAUCUAGUAAACGUAGAACUUUGCUACUCCUACCCAUUUUUUGUUGUGUCCUUGAAACUGCUUAUUGAUGCAUAGGACUUUAUUCAUCUAUUAUACAUGUUAUUGAUGGAUGAUGAAGACCUUAACAAUUGAUCUAAAUUUAAGCUUAGCCAGUAAUAUUUCUGCUAAACACAAGUAUCACAGAUAUCUGGGUUUAUUACCACGCAUUCUUCUAAGAAUUUUGAGUGACAAAAUAGUGGUACUCAUCUGGGUCAAAAUAUCCUUUAUCUUGUCGCAUUCUUCAUGCACACAUGCAAAUAGCUGUAUCAUACUUAACGUGGCCUCUUAGAACAGAAUAUACACGUGGUCACUCAUUCCCUCUGUUCUGCAGGUUUUCAUCUUUAUGGAUUAGCUCAUUUCUGAACUGAAUAAGUGUUGACUAAGAAAUAAGUUUUCAUGCUCUAUUAUGGUUGUUUUAAAUUUCUUCCUGAUCAUGAAUGGUGCACCUGGCCUUGUUGAGUGCUUGUUGGCUAAGGCCCACGUUUAUGGGGUGUUGUGGGGAUAAUUUUGACAAUGUGGAACGAAAUUAAAUGGAAUAAUCCGUAUGCACAGGUCCAUCUCGCUGCUAUCCAGCAAUCUUUUAUGGAAAUUGGGAGCCCUCUGGCUUCUUUUAUGAAGCCGGCACAAUGGUUUCAUCUGUGAAGUCCGCACAUAAUGCCGAGCACUAUACUUGUUAAUUCCACACGUUGCAUUCAAGAAGUUUGGUUGACUCUUUUUUGCUUGGUUAUUGACUUAUUGUGCACGGGGAGUGACGCUGUGUUGCCCACGUUUUCAAAUCUUAGAUGUUCUUCAUUUGUUUGAUAGCCCAAUGUUUUGUUAUUUCAAAACUUAUGUUAACGUGCACUAUUUGAUCU
Panicum virgatum (switchgrass) is the source of this 2470-nucleotide messenger RNA. RefSeq lists its product as uncharacterized. Gene Ontology annotation, molecular function: protein binding. The transcript has 2 exons. The record is from RefSeq and is a predicted model, not a curated record. The coding region runs from base 110 to 772 and encodes 220 amino acids. Lineage: Eukaryota; Viridiplantae; Streptophyta; Magnoliopsida; Poales; Poaceae.